Molecule: messenger RNA, 380 nt
Organism: Pseudonaja textilis
Lineage: Eukaryota; Metazoa; Chordata; Lepidosauria; Squamata; Elapidae
Source: RefSeq, a predicted model, not a curated record
UUUGUUUCCUUUGCAGGCUUCACACCGGUUGGUCGGUGCACACUUUCCAAACGGACCGUCAGAGGAAGAUGCAAGCUCUGGAUUCGAAAGAAAUGGAGGUCAUUCUGGCGGUCAUCCAAAGAGCCGAGAAGCUGGACAUAAUCGAGCAGAAGAGAAUAGGGCGCCUGGUGGAACGGCUGGAGAACAUGCAGAAAAACGUCCUGGGCAAUGGGUCGUCCCAGUGCCUGCUCUGCGGGGAAGGCCUGGGUUUUUGGGGGAGCACGGCAGUGUUUUGCCAAGACUGCAAAAAGAAAGUUUGCACAAAGUGUGGCAUAGAAACGCCGGGGGGUCCCCACAAACGGCCCAUUUGGUUCUGUAAGAUCUGCAGCGAGCAGAGAGAG